This is a messenger RNA of Nomia melanderi (Alkali bee), 1001 nucleotides long. It is a transcript of the gene slf, whose product is annotated as C-type lectin domain-containing protein slf. The record is from RefSeq and is a predicted model, not a curated record. NCBI's taxonomy places the organism in Eukaryota, Metazoa, Arthropoda, Insecta, Hymenoptera, Halictidae.
AGGGGAAAAUCAAUAGGGCCGCGAUCCGACGCGAGUCCUCUCGAGAUCUCCGCUGGGAGUACGUCGCGUGUACGAUUCAAUUAUGUUUAAGUUGCGCGUGCAAUCCUGUGCUCGAGAGCCGGGUUUCUAAUCGGAGGCACAUGAUUAUCGUCUGGUUAAAUGUCAACGGUUUUACGCUCUUCCCUGGUAUUUAUACCAGCCGGGAAUGCCUGUCCCGUCGCCGAUUUACGACGGGUGUCUCGUCACGAGGUUCCCACGACGCGUGUUUGCGAAACCGUCUUUUCGCAAGGCUGAACUUAACCACCGUUUGGGACACGUUUCGGCCGACGGGAGUCUCCGGAGGCCAAAGGAAUUUAACUACAGAGGCCACAACUACUUCUACAGCGGCCACAUCCCGGCUCACGCUAACCAAAGGGUGGAUUGGCUGGACGCCAGGAACAUUUGCAGGGAGUACUGCAUGGAUCUCGUGUCGAUCGAGACUCAGGACGAGAACAACAUGAUCUUCAGGCUCAUCCAGCAGAACGAUGUCCCCUACAUCUGGACGUCCGGGCGCAUCUGCGACUUCAAGGGCUGCGAGAACAGACGCGACCUCGAGCCGAAGGCGCUCUACGGGUGGUUCUGGUCCGCCAACAGGAAGAAGAUGGCGCCGACUCACCAAGUGCCCGACGGCUGGACCUUCAACCCGUGGUCCCAGACGGGACACAAGAAGGUCAGGCAGCCGGACAACGCGGAGUUCGACAUAAACGGCACCAACGAGUCCUGCAUGUCCGUCCUGAACAACGUGUACAAGGACGGGAUCAGCUGGCACGACGUGGCCUGCUACCACCAGAAACCGUUCGUUUGCGAAGACUCCGAGGAGCUUCUGAACUACGUGGCCAGCACCAACCCCGGCCUCCGCCUCUGAACAACCAGUCCCCGACGAAGAUCGCAUCGGCAGCCGCCCUAUCCGUCCACGCGACUCCAGCGGGACGCCAGCCAAAAACGAGAUGAAAAUGAAAACG